AUGCGGACCGCAUAUAAGAAUCAGCUACCCACCAGUCUUCAGCUUCAAAGAAGACGAACGAAAUCAGGUAAGCAAAAGAAGGAAACAUACAACAGCAUAAGUGUGGUAGUGGCCACCAGGAGCUGCGUCGGCUUGCUGCCCUAUUUAGUCUUCCACCAGGGUAAGAUAUUUGGGCUCGAAAGAAGUCGAUGGCUAUAUGAGGUUGUUACUGGAGGAAAGAACAAGCCCUUCGUCUCAAGUGAGGGAGACGUUACGGUAGCACAUCUUUUCGAACAUGGGAUUACUCUCGUCGCUUGGGACAUUGAAGCAAGCUCUGUGGAUUCAUCGGUCCCGUUUACCAAAUUGCCUCGUUCGAUAACACGCAACUACCGUCCUGAAACGGAUAUUCCAUUCAGUAACUACAUCCCGCCGGAAGAUAGGAGCGACACCGAGGAUAAUCGGUGGUGGUCCGCUCAAAUCCGUUCUGGUAACGCGGUCCGGUUCUUCUAUGAGUGGGCUCUUGCUAGUGAAAAUCGCCGCCAUGCAUACUUAAUGGAUUCCUGCGGAGUACACCCCGUAAACUUCCCUAAUCCUUUCUUGUGUCGCUGUCCAAUAGUGGGAUGGCAUCCACCUACUGGAGGUCGUUGGGAUGUCAGCUUUUUCCUUGAACCUGAGAAGCAAAAUACCUCACCGUUUCCCCAUAUUGCCGUGGGGGCUUCCCAGCCAGUGGAUGCCACAGACAACUCCAUUCUAUACGGGGAGCUUGCCGUAAUUAUUACGGUUAUGAAUAGUCGUGCCAAACAGCCACAAGCACAAAGUGAGGAGGAGAUGGAGAGUCUGUUCGACAUGGUGGAGGAAGAAGUUGAGAAGACUUUCCAGAAAAGUCCAGCCUUCGCAAACGAACAAACAUUUCCGGUUCUUCUCUUCUCCUUUGUUGGCCCACAACAUGCAAGGAUACUCUGUGCUUCCAUGAACCAGAGGCAGCUGAUAGUUCGGAUGUCAAGGCUUUAUAGCUUCGAGAGAAAGGAAGAAGCUCCACUUGACCUGUUCACGUCCUGGCUUUUUUCGCGCCCCGUGGUGGAAACUUAA
This is a messenger RNA of Aspergillus oryzae RIB40, 1068 nucleotides long. RefSeq lists its product as uncharacterized. The record is from RefSeq and is a predicted model, not a curated record. Lineage: Eukaryota; Fungi; Ascomycota; Eurotiomycetes; Eurotiales; Aspergillaceae. The coding region runs from base 1 to 1068 and encodes 355 amino acids. The transcript is spliced from 2 exons.